AUGUCCACAGAAAGCUAUUCAUUGGCAGAAAUUCUGGCUGUCGCUAAGACGCAUCCUUUUUAUAACGCGGAUGUUACAUACCCCGGCACUGCGGCUGAAAUUCAAGAAAUUCGCCACUCGGUAGUCGACAAAGAAGUGCAGCCUGAUCUUCGAGAGCAGCCAUUGCUUGAGAAAAAGACACUGUACAAAGCAAUUUCACGUCUUACGCAUGAUGUGGAUCCCCAGAAUGCCUACCGUCAUGGUUGCUAUAUGAGCAUCACUGGUGGUGGCUCUGGUGGAGUUCCUAUGCUGUUUGCCGUGGACGCCUUUGAAAAUCGGCGACAGAGAGCUCAAGUCGGCAAAUUCUUAUCGAUUACCGGAGUUAUCGAGCCGAAAGACUGGGUACUAUCUACACAUUUGGCAGGAGGUUUCUAUCGGUCUCUCGAUCUCAUGGUAGAGCUAUUCGAAAUGGCCGGAGCCACUGUCCUCAGCGCUGGUAGCUAUAUGCCACCUGCUCAAGUUGCAUCAUCUCUCGCAGAUUACCAUGUCAACGCUCUGACCGGCGAUAGUAGUCAGAUCAUUCAAGUCGUUCAUGCAAUUUCUAUGAUGAAGCAAGAGGAUCGCAGCCGUAUUUGUCUGAAUAAGAUUAUCUACACCUCCGAGCCUCUGACUGAUCCUCAGCGCAGUUUCAUAAAGACCGUUCUGGGUAAUGUGAAAAUAUUAUCGGUCCUCGGUAGUUCCGAGGCGGGCGCUUGGGCAGUCAGCAACCCUGAAUUGACGGGAGAACAGCCCGAGACUUUGUCUGGAUCUAAUGAAUUUGUCUUUGAUAUUCGUCACGUCUUUGUUGAGAUAUUGCCUUUGUCCACGCUAGAGGAUGAACAUUUGUCUGGUUCAACUGUGCUUCCAUAUGGAGAGAAAGGUCUUAUCGUGCAGACUUCUCUUCAGCGACUGCGCAAUCCGCUAGUACGCUACAUCACUGGUGAUGUCGGCUCACUUUAUCCAUUGCCAGAGUCCGCCUACAGUAAGGUGCCUGAGGCCGAUAGGAAGUACCUUCGCGUGUUGCGAAUGCAAGGCCGUGACAGGCGGUUCAGCUUCAAAUGGUAUGCUUGUUAUUUUGAGUUUGAUACUAUUGAAGCUUUUAUGCAGACCCCGGAUUGUGGUAUUCUGCAGUGGCAAGUUAUUCUGGAUAAAUUAGACGGUACACCUGAGGCGACUCUUGAGAUUCGCUUACUGCGGUCUUCCCCAAGAGACGGCAUCAUCCCUGAUGAUGAACUCUUAAGACGCCUAGCACAUUUCUUCUCUUUUUUCCCUGAAAAUGAGCAUCUUUCAAAGAUUACAAUCCUGGAAAAUAUUCAGGGUUUCGAAAGAAGCGCUACGGCUGGGAAGGUUAUCAAAUUUGUGGAUCGUUGGCAUUAG
Messenger RNA from Penicillium angulare, 1395 nucleotides. RefSeq lists its product as uncharacterized. The transcript is spliced from 3 exons. NCBI's taxonomy places the organism in Eukaryota, Fungi, Ascomycota, Eurotiomycetes, Eurotiales, Aspergillaceae. Bases 1 to 1395 code for a protein of 464 amino acids. The record is from RefSeq and is a predicted model, not a curated record.